This is a messenger RNA of Oppiella nova, 1134 nucleotides long. The record is from the annotation of a GenBank genome assembly. Lineage: Eukaryota; Metazoa; Arthropoda; Arachnida; Sarcoptiformes; Oppiidae.
AAAAGAUCACAUUUUCAGCCAAAUUAGUGAUGAUUUUGAAUAUUUUUAUCACAAAAUGAACGCUAAUUUCGAAAUCAAUUGAUUCAUUCAAAUAACAGUCAUUUCAACAUAUUUUCACCAUUUGUUUCAUUGAGUUGUGAAUCAAUUAUUAUCUUUGGAUUCAAUCGAGACAAACGCCAAGACAUGACUCUGGAGGACGAGAUCUUAGACUCACUGCAGGACUUGGAUUACCCCGACUUCUCGGCCAUCGACACCAAUGUCUCACUUCUGACUCAAUUGCAGACAUUUUCGGCCAUAAUAUCAUGGAUUUCAUCACAACUCCAGAAAAGCCAACGUUUGGAGUCUUUCGUGAAUCCAAUCAAAGACGAAUCGGAAUCAAUGUCUCUGAAGAUUGAGUUGAAUUCAUUGCUCCGGGAAUUGAAAUCUCCUUUAAUUGAUAUGUCUUUCGCCGAAAAUGACAACAAAUUACUGAUACUUAACAGCCUUUGCGGACAACUGUUUGCUUCGCGUAUGGAUUGUGUGAACCAGAAGUCGGGAUCAAAUAAAUCGAUGAAUAUAUUGGCGAAUGAGAGCCAAACUGCCAAAGAUUUGAAGACUAUUCUCAUUACUCUUGGAAUGGGAAGACCUCCCGAUUCCAUCACUUCUGGGCUGCUGUUCAAGAAAAUGAGAGAUAAUUUAAUCCAACGAUUGUCUCAACAAAAGAUAACCAUCGAAGACAGCCUUCUAUUUCCUGAAGGACUCACUCUAUCUCCAGACCAGUGGAAGACUUUGGAAGCGAUUAAUGAGGACUUGAAGAAAGACUAUACGAUUAGACGGGAAAUGCUGUUAAGACGAUGCGAUUGCACUGUCGGUGCCUUUAAGUGGAAGUCAGACAACGUUUCCGAUGAGUCGAAGGCUAUUGAAAAGCAAAUUACAGAGAAAUAUGAGUCCCGAAGACAGAAGUUGUCGAUUACUCCCAACGUAUUGAUGUCCUCCGCUUUGGCCGCCCGGCAGUCAGACUGCGAUCUUCUGGUGAACGCAAUGGUCAGCCAUAAGUCAGUCAAUUGUCUCAUUCCAGUGCCACAGACGACGGGUUUGGCGAAUAAGGGCCGUCAGCAGCAAAAGCAGCAGCAGAUGCAGGAAAUUCACAAACAC